Leptosomus discolor (cuckoo roller) is the source of this 1404-nucleotide messenger RNA. It is a transcript of the gene F9, whose product is annotated as coagulation factor IX. Gene Ontology annotation, cellular component: extracellular region. Lineage: Eukaryota; Metazoa; Chordata; Aves; Leptosomiformes; Leptosomidae. Gene Ontology annotation, biological process: zymogen activation; blood coagulation. The record is from RefSeq and is a predicted model, not a curated record. Gene Ontology annotation, molecular function: calcium ion binding; serine-type endopeptidase activity.
AUGGCAAAUAUCCCCGUCAUACUCUCCAUUUGUCUUCUGGGAGCUUGCCUUGGUGCCGAAUGUACAGUCUUCAUCGAGAACAAAGAGGCAAGCUUGGUUCUGAGCAGGCAAAAGCGUGCCAAUUCAAACAGACUGGAAGAGGUUAUUCCUGGAAACCUUGAGAGAGAAUGCAUAGAAGAAAAAUGCAGCUUUGAAGAAGCCCGAGAAGUGUUUGAAAACACAGAGAAAACAAUGGAGUUUUGGAAAACAUACAUUGAUGGGGAUCAGUGCGACCCAAAUCCAUGCAAAAAUGGAGCCAUUUGCAAGGAUGCAGUAAGUUCCUAUGUGUGCUGGUGCCCAGCUGGGUACGAAGGCAGAAACUGUGAGAUAGACUUCACUUGUGCUAUUAAAAAUGGAGGCUGCAAACACUUUUGCAGGCAUGACCCACCACAGAAAGUUGUAUGUUCCUGUGCCGCUGGCUAUAGACUUCAUGAAGAUGGAAAGUCCUGUGAACCUGCAGUGCCAUAUCCCUGUGGGAAGAUCACAGCUCCUGAAGCGAAGAGCAAGCUCACCCGAGCCAUAAACACCUUUGAGCACUGGAAUAUCACCUUCGAUGACCACAAUGAUGCUCAUGAUGAGCUGCUCGACAACACCACGGAAACCAGUACCACCGCCACCACGAAAAUCACACCGAUAAUUAAGACGGGCACCCGGGUUGUUGGUGGAUCAGACAGCAUGAGAGGCGAGGUGCCUUGGCAGGUUUAUCUGGUGGAUAGCCAUGGCGUGGGCUUCUGCGGCGGGUCCAUCAUCAAUGAGAAAUGGGUAGUGACAGCAGCACACUGCCUGCAGCCAGGCGACAACGUCACUGCUGUGGCAGGUGAAUACAACAUCAACGAGGAAGACAACACGGAGCAGCGGCGUAAAGUGGUGAAAAUCCUUCCCCACCCCACGUACAACUCCAUGAUUGACAAGCACCACAACGACAUUGCCCUCCUGGAGCUGGACCAGCCGCUUAGCUUCAACAGCUACGUCACCCCCAUCUGCAUCGGCAGCCGGGAGUUCACCAACGCCCUGCUGAAGCACGGCAUGGGGACAGUGAGCGGCUGGGGCAGCAUGCUCUUCCGCGGCCGGCCAGCCACCAUCCUCCAGAUCCUCAAGGUGCCCUUCGUUGACCGGCCAACCUGCCUCAAGAGCACCUCCACCACCAUCCUGCAGAACAUGUUCUGUGCAGGCUUCUCAGCUGGGGGCAGUGACACCUGUGGGGGGGACAGUGGAGGUCCCUACACCACCGAGAUUGAGGGCACCUGGUUUCUCACGGGCAUCACCAGCUGGGGCGAGGAAUGUGCCAAGCCAGGUAAAUAUGGCAUCUACACCAGGGUCUCCAAAUACCUGAAGUGGAUAAAGGAAACCACAAGGCUUACCUAA